GGCCGAGCCGGGCUGCCCGCCCGCCGCCGCCAUGAGGCGGCCCUAGGAGCCGGCCGGGAAUGAAGCGGGACUCGACCUGCAUGGAAGAUGAGCGGGUGGAUCAGCGAACCUGCCUGAUCUGCGGGGACAGGGCCACGGGGCUGCACUAUGGGAUCAUCUCCUGCGAGGGCUGCAAGGGCUUCUUCAAGAGGAGCAUCUGCAACAAGCGAGUGUACAGAUGCAGCCGGGACAAGAACUGCGUCAUGUCCCGCAAGCAGCGCAACAGGUGCCAGUACUGCCGGCUGCUCAAGUGCCUCCAGAUGGGCAUGAACCGCAAAGCAAUCAGGGAGGAUGGCAUGCCAGGAGGCAGAAACAAAAGCAUUGGACCUGUCCAGAUAUCAGAGGAAGAGAUUGAGAGAAUUAUGUCUGGGCAAGAAUUUGAGGGAGAGGCAAACAUGUCAUGGAGCAACAAUGGAGACAGUGACCAUAGUUCCCCUGGAAAUGGAGUUUCUGAGAGCAACCAGCCUUCACCUGUUUCUACUCCAUCUUCAAGUAGGUCUGUGGAGCUGAACGGGUUCGCUGCACUCAGGGAUCAGUACCUGGGCACACCGGUGUCCACGCACUACCAGUACCUGCCGCACCUUUUUAGCUACUCCGCCCACUCGGCGCUGAUGGCGCCGCAGCCGCGCAGCCUGGACCCGCAGUCGCUCAGCCUCAUCAGCCAGCUGGUGUGUGCCGAGGACCUGGAGCCGCUCGGCACCCCCAUGCUCAUCGAGGACGGGUAUAAAGUGACUCAGGCAGAGCUGUUUGCGCUGCUGUGUCGUCUGGCGGAUGAAUUGCUUUUCAGGCAGAUUGCUUGGAUCAAGAAGCUGCCGUUCUUCUGCGAACUCUCCAUCAAGGACUACACCUGCCUGCUCAGCUCUACGUGGCAGGAGCUGAUCCUGCUGUCCUCGCUGACUGUUUACAGCAAGCAGAUCUUUGGUGACCUUGCAGAUGUCACCUCCAAGUACUCUCCUUCUGAUGAUGAGCUGCACAGAUUCAGUGAAGAGGGGAUGGAGGUGAUGGAGCGGUUGAUCUACCUCUUUCGCAAAUUCAACCAGCUGAAGGUCAGCAACGAGGAGUACGCAUGCAUGAAAGCCAUCAACUUCCUAAACCAAGAUAUCAGGGGUCUGACCAACGCCUCCCAGCUGGAGCAGCUGAAUAAGCGGUACUGGUACGUUUGCCAGGAUUUCACGGAGUACAAAUACCCCCACCAGCCAAACCGCUUCCCGGAUUUAAUGAUGUGUUUGCCAGAGAUACGGUAUAUUGCAGGAAAAAUGGUGAAUGUCCCCCUGGAGCAGCUGCCUCUCCUUUUUAAGGCCGUUCUACAUUCCUGCAAGACGAGUGUGAGCAAAGAGUGAGGGCAGCCGGCCCCGGCCGCUGCCUUACGCUGAGCCUCGGGCUGGGAACCGGCUCACCAUGGGAGAGGGGCAAACGCCAUCCAGGCAGGAGAGAGGGCAGUGGGCCUCCCUGCCCUUGUAGCAAGAAUAUUUUUGUUUGUUUUUGUUUUUUUUUACUCUUUUUCCUAUAUAUUUAUUUCACGACAGAGUUGAAUGUAUGAUCUUCAACACGAUGCACAUGGUUCUGUAAGAAUGCAGCAGAUGCAUUCUCCAGCGGUUUACAGAAUGUGAAGAUGUUUAAUGUUACAGUGUUUGUUAGGGUUAGUUCUUUUGUAUUUGGGGCUGGGGACUGAGAUGACUAAGACUACCUCAAGGAGAAGAUGCUGUUCACGCACUGCUCUUUCCAUGAUUUGCAUCCAAAGCAUUUGUCAUAGAGAGCAAAUGUCGACAGAGCUGUUAGUAUCCCAAAGGGACGACUUUGGAGAAGUGGGUGCUAGAGAAGUGCCAAGCUUUUUCCUUAAUUUUAAAAAGGCAGGGAGUGGAGAAGGAGAAGUCUGUCUAGGCAGUUAGUUUCUUCCCCUGGCAGUUUCCAGAUACAGGUUUCCAGUGGGAUGGCAGUUCUCUGAGGGGCUCCCCAGCCUUGUCCUGUCUGGAGAGCUGCAGGUGGGGGGUCUGCCCCAGCCCCCACUGCUGCCCUCUUACUAUUGCCACAACACCUGCCAAUUCCUCUGAAAUUGUGUUCCUGCAGUUCAUAACAGGCUCCUGGCAUUACACAAAGGUGCUCCUGUUGCUAGAGAAUGGCAAGGACUUUACCAUCACUUCCUUAAAAUCCAUUUUUGGUUUACAAAAGCAGGAAAAACCUACUUAGAAAAGAGCCAGGAUUGCCCCUGUUAAUGUGUUCCUCCAACAUGGUACCUGACUCCUGAGGCUUCUGCAUUGCAGCAAUUAUGGGAGCAGUUGAUGUAUCCUAUGUUAAAUGGGGCCUGUGUAGUGGGGUGGGGGACUCCAGUGUCCUCUGGCAUGGCUUUCUGUGCUGGACUCAGGGAAUGGGUGUUCCAUGGUUAUGUCCUGCCAGGACUGCAUAACUGUUCCUUGUGGCAUCCCAGGAGGAACGACAUUACUGCUGUACUUGGUUACCUGCCAUGUUCUAGGUGUUGCAAGGCUUGGAUUUUCCAUCUCGCAGGCUCUCCACAACUCCAGAUGGAGAAUUGGUUUAAUGACAGCUGAUGAGCUGAUUAGUGAUUGCUAAGUGCUCGUGUUUAGCUAAACCUGGGCAUCCUCAGGAGUGACCUCAUGAUUUCCUGCUCGUGAUAGGGAUGUUGGAUGAGAUGCUCUUGAUCUCAUCUGUUUCAUUAGGAAUUAAUACUCAAAGACUCCAUCACUCUCCUAAACAACCGUGGCUGGAUUUCCUUCCCUGCCUCCUUACAUGUAAAUCUGGCAUUCACUUAGCAAGGUGGCUCCUCGAAAAGUGUUUCAAUGCUGAUUUAAAAAUAUGUGUGGAAACGACUUUUGUUCCUUCAGGAUAGGAGGGACGAGUCACUACCUUCUUGUCUUUCCCUGGUGACAGCUGCGUGGCACAGAGCGAGCACAGCUCAGUGGGGCUGCAGCUGCUGUGCACAAAUGUGAUGGUGAGCAGGAGAAAAAUCCCAUUCACCAAAGUCGUCUUUCCCUCCCUCCCCAUGCCCAGCAGGUGCUCCCUGGAUCGCAGCCCGAGGGGGGCUGUGACCUGCUGGUGUGGCACGUCCUGGUCGGUGCCAGUGGCCGUGGUCACCCCAUGCCAGGGCCCUGCUGCUGCCUCACCACAGGCAUCCCGCUGGGGCAUCUCCCAGCUCAAUGGUUUCCCUCUUCUAAAAUUCCAUAGCUGUUAAUUUUUCAUUAUUUAAGCAGGAUGUUACGGGUAACAGCUGCUGGGCACAGCAGUGGCUCAGCUCCAUGGAGCUUCACACCCAAAGGUGGUUCCAUAAAUCUCAUUUACUUUUUGGCAGUACAAUGAGAGAUGUGUGUAUUCUCAGGAAAGCCUUCUGCAUGCAGCCAAUACCUCAUGUGUUCAGGGGAAGAUUUUAGUGUAUCUGUUUGUAAGUUAGAAUGUAUUUGUCAGCUUUUAAAUUUAAUUUUCAAAUAGCUUCAUAUGAUCUUUUUACUACGGGUUAUUUCUGGCUUGCUGUUUUAUACACUCAAGGAAUUGUUUAAAUUGCAUAGGAGUAAUUUUAUUCUACAGUUACUGAAUUAUUAUAAUCUGUUGAUGAAUAAGUGUUUUAAUUAGUGUACAUAAAAGCAGUCAUCUUGUUGCCAGCUAUCUAACAAAAGUAAUCUAUUGGGUAAUCUAUGGUUUUCCAAAAUAGCCUCCCAAAACUAAUGCUGUACCAACAACAACCAAAAACCUAAAUUCAGUUAUGAUGACAAAUAGACAUGAAUGUUCACUUUCUGUUGAAGAAAGCAAAUUUUACAAAGGUUGAUUGGCAGCAGUAUCUGUUCCCAAAUCCACGUUUGCCAUAGGGAGUAGAAAAUCCUUCCUGAACUGACAGGUUCAGGAAGCAGCAAACAAACCAGACAGAAUCACCAGACAGUCAUUCCUGAUACCUUCUGCACCAAGUCCUCUAAUGACUCGUAUUUUUUAAACAGGGUAAUGUGAAUGUGUUGCAUUGCAAACUCAGGUAUUAUGAGAAAGUAGGAAUGUAGCUAGAGAUUUAGAGACGUUAGGUAGAUGUAUUUGUGAAUUUGGUUUGAAGGACACCCUGGAAAGGUUGGAAUUUUUGUUCCAUUCUUCACGUAACAUUCAGUUUACAGGCACUCAUAUUUUAUUUGUGCUUAAUGCUACUAGGGGGAAGUUCAUUAUCUUUGGUAUCUAUCUGCUCUUGCUUAUCUGACCUUCUGUCAUAGAGAAAUCAAUCAACAAUAAUAGUCUUUGGUAGAAUCUUCUGCCAUGACAAGUCAAUUUUUAUCCCCGAUUUGAAAGAUAGAUUGGCUGACUGACCCCCUCUUCUCCUUCAAAGCGUCUGUGCAGAUAGAAAGCUGAAGAGUUACUUUUAAUCCGAACAGAGAUUUGGGACAUAAAUUUGAAGUGCUCAGGCUCACGUGCUCAAGGGAGGCUGCCGAGGAGCGGCUGGAAGGGGUCCCUGCUCACAUGGCUCAGUCCCAGACCCCUCAACAAAACCUUCUGGAAAGUGAGUGAGUUUUCUUCCCGUUCAUCUCUGACUCCUGCCAAGUGGGCUGAGCCUUGACCCCUCAGUGUGGGUCAGUUGCCAGUCCCUGUUCUGGGCACGUCCAGCCCUGCAAGAGGGCCGGGGGAUGAGCAGCUGGACCUCACGCUCCCCAUGUGCACUGGAUGCUGCUCAGCUGGGAGCUGUGCCAGUGCCCUUGGUGUUCUCACCUCUGCAGAGGCACUGCAUGCUUUGGGCCAUCAGGGAGCAUCUGGAUUCUUCUGUAAUUCUUAAAUUCAGAGAUUUAAUUCUUAAGCCUUUUGCCAUCUCCCGUCGCACAGAGGCCGAAGGGGGAACAUGGCAUUUUCAGUGAUCUGUGGUCAGUGGCGUUGCCAGCUGCAGGGCACCUGCACAGGGGAGCUGCCACUCUAGUGCCAUCUGUUUUCCCAGUGCUGGGGUGUUGCUUUGAGGGAGCCCAUGAGAGUGAGGGGUGCCAGAGGUGGCAGCAGGGCUCCUGGACUGCUCUCGCUGGUGGGGGCCUUGGUGGCCCCAUCCCCACCCCUGCAAAGGCUCAAGUGCUUCUGCUGCCAUCCCUCCCUGUGCCAGCAGGAUCUGCCCUUGCUCCUCAGGCUUCUGCACAGACCCACAGCCACUUCAGGUAAAGGAGUUUAAGACUUGUCCUUCAAACCAACUUUUUUUUUUUAAAAAAAAAAACCACUUGAAUUUCUUUUACCUUUACUACAUUUUUUAAAAGGAAAAAAGGAAAAAAAAAAAGAUUCUCCUGUGAAUGUGCUAUUUCCCAUUCAUUCUUUCUUACUUCUUGGUUUUGAUUUGAAGCUAUGAAGCUCGGUGUCUGUGAAAAUGUUGUUAUUUCUCAGGAUAAUAAGCGGCAAUCAUCCCUGCCACAUGAAAGGCAGGAGAAAGGGGGAAACUUGGGGAACUAGUUAAAGUAUGAAACUAAUUUUUAGGUUGUAGAUGAUGUGUAAAUGGAGGGGAGUGCAUAGCUAUCAGUAUCAAGCUGUGGCGUUUCUCUGGGUUCACAGUGUGUUGUUUCAAUGCACAGAAGCUCAGGGAUAAGUAUUUAAAAUGUGACCCAGAGAAACCCUAGUUUUGAUGUUGCAACAGUUGCUUCUUUCCCAACUUGUCUGGAGGACCCACUGAGAGCUGACCAACGCCCCAUAUGGGGAUUUUGGGGGAAAAACUUUGGGUUUGGCUGUGGGAAGUUUGCUUGCAGAAGGCUCAGACGUGGUCCUGUGGCAGAGCAUCCUGAAGGUGCAGGGGCUGUCUGAGGCUGUGCCCUUGCACCACCCAGCAGCUGGGGACCAGCUCUGUUUCUGCAUUACCUCAUCCCUCUGCCUUUGGUGUGAAAUGUUUGACUGCUCACAGAAAAGGGGAAGUUGGAAUUUCUCAUUGUGUCCCUGGCAGCUAGUCACAGGGCUCUGUACUCUGUUGCUUAUGAAUUCUUAAUUUUCAUCAGUACAACUUUCUCACUGUGGUGGUAGGCACAGUCAGUUUGAGAAGGACACUGGUGUGUGACUCUGGUUGGGUUACAGCUGCUAUGAGUGUCCAAACGGCCCCAUCCAGCCACAGACAGGGCCAGCACUGAACGAGAGCUGAAGUUUGAAGGGCUGAAACCCAGCCAGGAUCUGCAAAUCUGAGUUUAAACCAGCCUCGCAAAAAGCUGGGGCCAAUCCAGGCAGUGUCUUUCCCUUGGAAAAAAAAUAAAUUUAAAAAUAGCUCCUGUGAGCUGCCCUCUGACAAGUCUGUGAAAGAAGCAACAUGGUUCAGUGGAAGGAAUGCCCCCAAGGGCAAAAAGAAACAGAAAUUGAGACCAGAUGACGAUCAACCUUAACAAAGCCUUUUGUGAUUCAUUGUUUUCUUUCAAUUUAUAAAAUGUCUUGUAAUAGUUGAUAACAUUAUUGACUCAGUUUCCAUAACUAAACUACCUCGUGUGACAUCCUGUUUAUCAUCUCAAAGGGAUUGUGUGAAAAACUAAACACUGCCAGUGUCUGUUGCCAGCAAGGAGCUGGGGCUGUGAUUGCUGGAGUUGUGUUUCCCUUCCAUGUCACUGCUGCCUGAGGCUGGGAUCUAUGUUCCUCCCCAGGGAGGAUGUGGCUCAUGGCAGUUUGGGUUUUGUCAGUGCCCAUCAAGCCACAGGCCUGGUUCCAGCUCAGUCCUGGGUGCAGAGGCUGCAUUUGUAACCUGGGACCCCACAGGACCUCGCAGCUUCUCGUGUGUCUGUCCUGGGCAGGCAGCGGGUCAGGUUUGCUGCUUGUGUGAGCCCCUUGCUGGUCUGAGGGAUGUUUCCAAGAGGGUCAGUCCUGGUUGUUGGGUCCUUCUUGGCGGUGUUCCUGAUGGUUUCUGCCGUUCAUUUUUCUCACAAUCCCUUGUGUAAAUCAGGGAAGCAGGAUGUUGCCUCGGCAUGACACACGGUGAACAUUGGCACACUCAGAGCCGGGCUGGGGCAGGAGCGUGUCUGGCCCCGUGUCACCGUGGGGGAACGGGCACCGCGAGCUGCCCCGCACCGCGCUACGACCAAAUGAAUGUUUCUGCCGGCGGGUCCGUGUCAGCCCGACCUGCCCCUGCUCCGCUGCUCUGGGACUUGACUACCUGUGGAAAUGUGACCAAUAAGUGUUGAAUGCAUGUUUAGUGAGUGUUUAGCUGUAUGAACUAAUAAAUGUGAAAUGUUCUGCACCGC
Parus major (Great Tit) is the source of this 7196-nucleotide messenger RNA. It is a transcript of the gene NR6A1, whose product is annotated as nuclear receptor subfamily 6 group A member 1. NCBI's taxonomy places the organism in Eukaryota, Metazoa, Chordata, Aves, Passeriformes, Paridae. Gene Ontology annotation, biological process: regulation of DNA-templated transcription. The transcript has 9 exons. The coding region runs from base 60 to 1379 and encodes 439 amino acids. Gene Ontology annotation, molecular function: sequence-specific DNA binding; zinc ion binding; DNA-binding transcription factor activity. The record is from RefSeq and is a predicted model, not a curated record.